AUGUCGCUCAAGAUACAAAUACCCGUCAACCUUUUACUUCUUCCUGGAGGAUAUCCUCGCGAGUAUAAGCAACACCUUAUACUUUUACCUUAUGCUUUCGAGGAUAUGCUUCCCUUUUAUGAAUACGGCUCAUUAUGUACUUGUAUAGCCCUUUUAAAAGUACACUUAAGGUUUUCGCCCUGUAUGGUUACAUAAACGAGAGAUGACGCAACUGACACAGGUCAACUUUUGUAUGCUCACCUUUCGUUAUAA
This is a messenger RNA of Acanthoscelides obtectus, 252 nucleotides long. Lineage: Eukaryota; Metazoa; Arthropoda; Insecta; Coleoptera; Chrysomelidae. The record is from the annotation of a GenBank genome assembly.